This is a messenger RNA of Desarmillaria tabescens, 1050 nucleotides long. RefSeq lists its product as uncharacterized. NCBI's taxonomy places the organism in Eukaryota, Fungi, Basidiomycota, Agaricomycetes, Agaricales, Physalacriaceae. The annotation marks the transcript as partial. The transcript is spliced from 2 exons. The record is from RefSeq and is a predicted model, not a curated record.
UCCUUAUUUUUAUGACCAACAAUCUCCUCUCCUCACUUUCUGAGUCACAGUUCUUCAAAGUACUAAGUAGUAGAAUUCUUUGAUGGCAUUCACCCGAUACAAAUAUCGCCACCCGAAUUUGCUCAUUUUCCAUGUUUAUCUUCGCAGCAGCGCUCAAAAUUAUGAACAUACGAGGAUUCGCAAACACUAAUUUCCCUGGGGCUAGGCUUAUCCUCGAGUUUAUUUCGGAAAAUUCGAACAUUAGUCGGAAGUUACAUGUCGCAAAUGCAAUUGAAAAGCCCUUCGCACCAUUCACCUCCGCAGUGGUUUUCUACCCGUGAAACUCUUGAAUGGCCUGUUUCCUUUCAACUCCAAGAUGAUUCUGGAAUUGAAUAACUGUAGGUGUGGGAACCGGGGCUAUGAUUCCUCAGACUUUCCUUGGCGCCCUUCAGUUGAACCCGUUCUAUGCAGAAAUCUCUGUGAAAUCCUGCGAGGAACAAGGGAAAAUGUGUUUAAGUGUCUAGUAGGUAUAGAGCCUCGUUAUGGCGUUGUUAGGACAGGGCGAGGGAAAACGAGAUCAAGUUCUCCUUCAAUCGCUAUAGGGCACCGUCAUUCCGCGUUUCUUCGGCUCGGUCGAGCUGCCUACUCGGAAUCCUCCCACCUUGCAUGCACCAUCCUGUCACCGACUUUGCUUCAGGCAGGUUCCUCGAAUAUAUUGAUGCUCAAAGUCUUGAGGGAUAAGGUUACACCCCAGCACAAGCAGAGUGUAUAUCCCAAAACGUCCUCGCUGCCUAUCGACGCAUUACGGAUCCGAACUGUGUUGAACACUGGGACGCCCACCUGGGUAACAUUCUCCUGCAACCAGACCGACUUUGGACACACUAUUCUUCGAGAAGAAGCACACCAUAUGGUAAUGUGGAAGGCCUCAGGGUCGGGUAAUACGAAAGAAAUACAGCAGAGACUACUUAGCAAAGAUGGGGAAGCACUGUCCGGCGAGUUGCGGAAAUCUCCUACACACAGGAAAUCUACAGCGAGCAUUCUCUCGGGGGCUUUAUAUUACCUAGCAGAGGA